Molecule: messenger RNA, 2609 nt
Organism: Saccostrea echinata
Lineage: Eukaryota; Metazoa; Mollusca; Bivalvia; Ostreida; Ostreidae
Product: flotillin-1-like
Exons: 13
Coding region: 81-1379 (432 amino acids)
Biological process (GO): regulation of receptor internalization; positive regulation of cell-cell adhesion mediated by cadherin; protein kinase C signaling
Cellular component (GO): plasma membrane
Source: RefSeq, a predicted model, not a curated record
CAUCUAAACAGGAAGACGGUCAACCAUUGCGAAAGAGAUUAGAGAGUUAACAUUUCGAAAGGCAGUUUUCUUCAGCAAAGAUGGGGUUCGAGACAUGUGGUCCGAACGAAGUAAUGGUGGUUUCAGGAUGUUGCCACACUGGAUCCACAUUUAUUCCUGGUGGUCGUGUGUUUGUAUGGCCACUUAUUCAGAAACUGCAGAGGCUUUCUCUGAACACUAUGACCCUACAGAUUGACAGUCCAAAUGUCUACACACAGCUGGGUGUCGCAAUAUCGGUGACAGGGAUUGCUCAGGUAAAAAUCCAAGGCUCAUCCAAAGAAAUGCUGGAAUCUGCCUGUGAACUGUUUUUGGGUAAAACAGAGCGUGACAUAGAGAGAGUGGCCUUGGAAACCCUUGAAGGUCAUCAGAGAGCCAUCAUGGGAAAUAUGACAGUAGAGGAAAUUUACAAGGAUCGUAAGAAGUUCUCUAAGGCUGUGUUUGAAGUGGCGUCCUCUGAUCUGGUCAACAUGGGAAUCUGUGUGGUCAGUUACACCCUCAAGGACAUCCGUGAUGACAGGACGGAACCAUUUGCAGGUUACCUGAAGUACUUGGGUAUGGCACAGACAGCUACAGUCAAGAGGGACGCAAGAAUGGGAGAGGCAGAGGCUCGCAUGGAGGCCGGAAUCAGGGAAGCCAAUGCUGAAGAGAAGAGAAUGGCUGCCAGGUAUACUACAGAUAUUGACAUUGCAAAGUCACAGAGAGAUUUCGAAUUGAAGAAUGCUGCCUAUGACAUGGAGAUUCAGACCAAGAAAGCCCAAUCUGAUCUAGCCUAUGAACUCCAGGCUGCUAAGACCAAACAAGCAAUCAAAGAAGAGGAUAUGCAGGUCAAGGUGAUUGAAAGGGCUCAACAAAUCCAGCUACAGGAACAAGAAAUUACCCGCCGAGAAAGAGAAUUAGAGGCCACAGUCCGCAAGCCAGCUGAUGCUGAGAAGUACAGACUAGAGAAGCUUGCCGAGGCCAACAGAACCAGAGUGAUCUUAGAGGCAGAAGCUGAAGCAGAAGCCAUUAAGGUGAAGGGCGAGGCUGAGGCUUUUGCUGUGGAGGCUAAGGCCAAGGCCGAGGCAGAACAGAUGGCUAAGAAGGCGGACGCCUGGAAGGAUUACCAGGACGCUGCUAUGGUUGACAUGAUUCUGGAAACUCUGCCAAAGGUUGCUGCUGAAAUCUCUGCCCCUCUGUGCAGUGCUAAGAAGAUCACCAUGGUUUCCAGUGGUAAGGGAGAGGUGGGAGCCGCCAAGCUGUCAGGGGAGGUCCUGACUCUGAUGGAGAAGAUGCCACAUGUGGUGGAGAAUCUGACCGGAAUCAACAUCACCAAGAACAUCAAGGCAGCCACCAGAAGAUAAAGAGUUUCACGGAGUCGUCGGUCGUGGUCAUCAUUUAUUAUCCUCCAUACGGGCAUGUCACUGUAGACUGUGUAUUGUUAGAACAGUUAUCUCCCUUUGAAGAAGUCAUCAGCUUUAGAAGUUACAAUACAUUAAUCAUAUCAACUAUUUACAUGCUUAUUUACAUCAUUUAUCUGAUACUCCAGGGACUGAACUUGACUCUCUAUCUACAAUUUGUUCUGGUUUAUGUCAGGCUGUAAUUGAGUUAUUGGCAGCUUAUGUAUAUUUAUUAUAUAUACUUUAUAUGUUGUAUAUGUUAAGUUUGCAUAACAGCACCAUCCAGCACUGAAAAUGUCAUCUAGUCAAUAUGACCCAUUCAAGGUGUGUGCUGAGGUUAUUAACAUUCUCAAACAGGUUACACUGUGUAUCCCCUAUGUUCAGGUUAUACUGUAUUUGCAAUUUUAUCCCAAAAAGGUGUCCUAUACCUGGAUGCUCUAUAAAUUCCAUAAAUUUUUGUUCCUUUUUUCCAUUAUGUUUUAAAACCACCAGAUCCUCUAUUAACGGCAGACCAUUUUUAUCUUCCAUCAUUCUUACAAUCAUUAGUUUUUUUUUAAUUUGAUACUGUAAUCCUCACGUUAGGGGUGUUUCAGUCAUGGUUAAUAUUAUGCACACUGAGCUGUUGACCAUUAGAGCUGUAUUAGCAAAGACAUUAUUUUUAAGUGUAUAAUUUGUGAAUAAAGGUUGGACUUUGCCUUGCUGUUUAAAAUGCUCAAUAUAAUGUCUUUUAUAGGACUAGAUACCAAAAAAAAAAACCUUGUGUUGUUUGUUUUAAACCGAGUAGAAUUUUUAUUCAUGUAUGAUUUCCUUGUACACUAAGUGUUGAAUCAAAAAUUUUAUCAUCAUAAUUGCAUAAUGAUUUUAAAUAGGUUACACAAUAUGUAAAUCCCAAAUUUUAUACUAGUAUUUUAAAGUCGAUUAAAAUUUGUGUCACAAGGAACUGAGAGUUUUAUCAGACCUUGAAAUUGACAAUUUCUGUAUAUGUCUUGAUCGAAAGACAGAGUUUUCAGGCCUGGGGGGAUGCUGUAUUCCCAAGUCAAGAAAUCCUCAAAAUAAUGGAUGUGCAUUAAACCAAAAAUGCAGACUAUUAAUAUACAGGUACAUUGCUAAAUUUAUAACAUUGUUAAUAUGUAUUAAAUUAUGUAAGUCUUUGUACAUUGCAAUAAUUGUCAUUAAUAAAUUCCUACAUAUACA